Messenger RNA from Dendroctonus ponderosae (mountain pine beetle), 3053 nucleotides. RefSeq names its product putative transcription factor SOX-15 (gene Sox15). The record is from RefSeq and is a predicted model, not a curated record. Bases 246 to 2231 code for a protein of 661 amino acids. Lineage: Eukaryota; Metazoa; Arthropoda; Insecta; Coleoptera; Curculionidae. Gene Ontology annotation, biological process: anatomical structure morphogenesis; cell differentiation; regulation of DNA-templated transcription. Gene Ontology annotation, molecular function: DNA-binding transcription factor activity, RNA polymerase II-specific; RNA polymerase II cis-regulatory region sequence-specific DNA binding. The transcript is spliced from 10 exons.
GUACCCAACGAGACCGCGAUAGUAGUAGUACCUGAAACGUCGAUUUGUACGUACCGUCGUCGUAGCCGAUUCUACGAUCAGUAUACGCGAGCGACGCUCGUUUCCCGUCGGAUACUGGAUAAUUUUUCGGGUACCAUUGCGCGAAGUGGACCGGGUUCCGAGGUACCGUGGUGCGGAAUCCGUUCGUACAGUGAUGUGGUAACGGUUGGACAGUGAUUUUUUCUCCCCCGUUCAACACGCUCCAAAUGAUGGCCUCAGAUGAAGACUGCACUGGCGGUUAUCCGAAUUACUCAUUGAUAGAUGAACAUGCGUGCACUCCGUCCCCAUCAGCGCAGUCCUCCCACUACAACAGCUGCCUGUCGCCCUCGAACUCGCCCUCCCCCUUGUUGCAGUCCUACCAACUGAGUCGCUAUUCCCAGGACUACCCCAGUGGGGACCCGCAGGAAAUGAUCCCCGCCAGCCAGGUGCUUCCCCAAGCGCUCCCCAAAGCGGGAGAAAUGUGGACAGCUGGCAACGCCAUGGACGCCUACGGGGACUAUCGGGCAUAUGACAACCGAUACGAGUAUGCGCGUCAGCAGACCUACGCAGACGCGAUGCCCGUGUAUGGCUCGAGGGGCGGGUUCCCGCACAAACUUGGGGGGCCCAAUCAGAGCCAAAAAGCCAGCAAAGAGGCGCGAAUCCGGAGGCCCAUGAAUGCGUUUAUGGUGUGGGCAAAGGUGGAACGCAAGAAGCUGGCGGAUGAAAAUCCCGACUUGCAUAACGCGGAUCUCAGCAAAAUGCUAGGAAAAAAGUGGCGCUCGCUCACCCCGCAGGAUCGCCGCCCGUUUGUGGAGGAGGCUGAACGUCUUCGGGUGAUUCACAUGACGGAACACCCCAAUUACAAGUACCGGCCGAGGAGGAGGAAGCACAACAAGCAAAGAACAACACCGGGUGGGCCAAGGGCGGCUGGUUCUUUGCCUAGUCCGGGCCUGUCUAGCAUGUCCCCCAGGUACCAGGGCUACGUCCCCAACGCCGGGCUUUCCCCUACGGUGGCGGGAUAUGCGUCGCCUCUGGACUUUCCUAGCCCGGGAGGCAGCGCCCCAGGCGACUACAGCCAGGACAAGAGGUACAGCCCCGAUACGUACAAGUUCAGCAACUACGCCUACGCGGCCUACCAAAACUACCCGGAAAAGUCGCCCUACUCCAUUCACACGCCCGAGACUUCGCCCACUCAUAGUCCGGAGCCGAAGCGGUCAUCGAAUAGUCCCCAGGACGGCGGAUCCAAAGAGUCGAAUCAAAGUCAAGAAAAGGAUACGCAACUGCCCACGCCCGAACUGAGCCCAAUGGGGCAACAGGAUAAUCAGGAGCGCGUGUCCAGCAUUCAGCACACCAGCAAUGUGACCAGCAGCAUGAGUAUGACGGCGCCCAAUCAGCAAAGCUACACCUCCAAGGUGCACACCUACAGGCAAAUGAACCCCCACUACACCAACACGCAGCCAAUCACAUCAGUGCCCAUGUCCAAUGGCAUGUACGUUAUGUGCGCCAAUAAGAGCAGCAUGGAGCAAGGCCAUGUGGUGACCGGGACCUUCUAUCCCCCAGUGGCCACCAGUCAGGACCAGCAACUGCUCGGCGUCAAUCAGCAAACGUCAAUGAACACAGUGAUUGCGAACUCAUCCGGCAACAUUCAGUACUAUCACGGCCUGAGCUACUACAGCCCGCACGCUCAGAAGGAAUACGCCGCUUAUGAGCAGCACGCUGCUCAGGAGAACAAGGAUAGUUUCAUCGGAUACCCACCCAUGAAACCCAUGGACAGUCUGCACGCGUAUCAGGAGUACGCAGCGCAUCAGCACGACCAAUCGCAGCACAGCCUUGUGCAGACCUACUUGCCGGAAGAGCGCAGCGACGUGGACAGUGAAGUUGACGGACAAGAGUUUGACAAGUACCUCAAAUAUGACGGCUCGGUCAAUGACAGCAAGUACCUGGUGGGGGGGAUGGAUGGGCGGAGCAUCGACUCGAACCACAACUAUCAUCGGAGUGAGGGCAUGAGUGCGCAAUCGCCGGUAGUGAGCAGUGCCUAUCCGUAUCAGGCGAACCAUACGAGUGUAAUCCUGCAGACUGCGCCCACUAUGGUUGAAGCCGGACUUAGGCCGGAAGUGUACGAUCUGGCUCCGAAUGGCGUAGCUGCGCCGAAAAGCGAGGACGAGUUUAGUGAAAUUCUGGCCGGGGUGCGAAAAACUUGCUUCAGCACGUGAUUGGACUCGGACCCCUGUUUUGUUAUUGUUGUUGCUGUUAAAUUUGUUUGUUGUUCUCAACGGAAGUCUAGUGCCCGACGACCACACGGUGUUGCCAAUAACACUCACGGUUUUCCUACGUAAAACCGGCAACUCCGGCAACGCUGCAGAAGAAUGAGUUAUUCUAAAGGCCAGUACACUCUGCUUAAUCGAUAGUUACUUAACAUGGUGUUUAUCUGAGGCUAGAAAUAAGGUUCCUAAAAAACGCCACUUAUACUCAAUCGGCAAUCUGAUUCGCGGUUUAUUUUCAAUACGACUUUUUGUAGGUUUUUGUUGAAUUUAGUGCAAUAUUCCCUUGUAAUUAUUUGUUGAUAUUGCCGUUGAUAUUAGUACCUAAAUAGUCUAGUUAAUGAAGCCGACUCUGCUAGUCCGGCAACACUGUGAACUGACUUUUUUUGACGGAAAUCUUAUCGUUGUUACUGUACAUACAGAGUGGCACAAUUUAGCUGACUCUUGAAUAAUGUUUCCACUAAGUCAAACUUGGCCGUAUUUUGGCGUUCUCCCAACGGCUAUUUUGACAUGACAUUUGUUGCAAAAUGCACUGAUGCCACACUUUGCAAAAUUUACUUUAAAUCAAUCAAUUUCCCGACUCAAAAGCUCAUUGGCACAUACUUGUUAGACAAAUAUUUCACGUGUAUAUUUUUCUUCUUGUGAAUUAUAGUCCCAUUAGACGAAAUAAAUGAGCCACCCUGUAUACAGUCUAGAUUAAUUGUAAAUAAAAUAUUGUAUUGUAAAUAAAGUUGGAGAAAAUUUGUAUUGAAAUACAGAAAGUUUUAUAAUCGA